GGAGAGAGAUGAUUCAUGUGUUCCUGCAAAGGAAUUGACUUGAGUCGAUUUGACCUAAGUCAAGGCAAUUUGAAUGGAUUGAAACGACUAGUGGAUUAAUUGGAUUUGAAAUAAUUCGAUUCAUUAUCAAAAUUGCCUAAUAAUAAAAACCAAAGGAGUCUAUUACUGAAGUGUAUAGAGGAGAGAAGGUGAAUCGUGAAACCGCCAUUGUUAUACAUACAACAGGUACAGAGGAGAGAAGGUCAAACGAGGGGUAGAGAUGCAGACUCCACCUUCCCCGCUUUGAACAGCCACUGAAAGAGCUCCUCUUCGAUCCCUCUCCAUUUCCUCCUCUUCCUGGAGAUUUCUUCGUCGAGCGAACCGAGGGCUUCGAAAGGGGGAAAGAAUAGACGACGGACCUUGGACCCAAUACGUCGCCAUUUCUCGUUAUCCGGACUUGGUAAAAUCGAUUUCAGUUCUUAGGGUUGUAUCUGUUACAGAUUGACGGAUCGCACUUUUAACUUAAGAGUAGUAGUUCUGUGUGUUUUAGGGUUUUUCUUAAUUAUCUGAAAAGCGAUUUGUUUUGACGAAUUUGGUCAAAAGCGUUAGGUCUUUUAGUUAGUUCCUUCUUGGAAAUUCGAUUUUUCGCUGUAGAUUCUCUACCAGAUUAGAUCAGUGCGGUGCCCUUUUGACUUUUUCUUGCUUCUCUUGUACUUUUUCGCUGUUCUGUAAUGCAAAGUCGUGCCUUUUUGUGAUGAUUGGUAUCAUUACUUCCCUCAAUUUAUUCUCGUCGGUGUCUACUUUUUCCUGUGGUUUAGAAUAAGUCAAACAACUUUUUUGAUAACUUUACCAAUUCUGAUUAGUGUCUACUGUGCAAACAAUUUUUGGCCUGAACUCAUUGUAUGUAAUGAAGAUUGUUCGCCUCGAGGCUACUUAACAAGUAGUUGCAAGUUUGAGCUCUUUAAGAAUCCGCCUUCCUCGAAAUUCCAGAAAUCUUCUCAUCUCGUCAGACAUAUUUUGCAGUAGAUUUUUUUUGAAUCGAUGAAAGCUAGGUUGACUGCAAAGGCAAUCCAAGAUCUAGUUUCUCAACUACCUUCAGUUUGACAGACCAAGUUACACUUUCUUUUGUCAUUUCUUCUUAUUUUAUUUAAUGUUUUUGGAUUUCAGCUAGGCAUGCAACUAUAGAUAAGAAAUAACUGACACAAGACUGGAACGAAACUUCUCCUGGAACAUCUUUAAGAUGGUGUGAGUGCUUAGCUUAAUGCUAAUAUAGAUUAAGUACAGUAAUUCUGUCUUUCCUUUUUGCAUCGAUUCAGGAUAUUUACAUCAAGAGUUGUGUUUAUCCAUUAUAGUGGAAUUUGCUGUAAUUAAUUUCUUAGAUGCUAUUGCGGUUUGAAUUUGUUGUCGUCGUUAUAGCAGGCCAUCAAUCAUUGCAGUGGCUGCUAUGCUUUUAGCCUUAGCGACGCUUUAAGCCCCAACCCUUGUGAUUGAUAGGGAGGUUCAUAUAAAUUGAUAAUCUGGAUGAGGGCAUAAAUUGGAGGUUUAUGUUCCAUACAUCGUGUUCUUAUGCUCGAUGGGGAGGAAAAUCUUCUAAUUAGUGAAUAUGAUGAAUAAGAGCAUUUUUAUUUGACAUAUUUUUUUCUUUUAUGUUUGUGUCAUGGAUAGGCUUGCUAUCAUAUUUGUUUAUUAUAAAUAGGACUAUAAUGAAAGUGAAUCUUGAUACAAUUGCUCCUUUAUGAUCUAGGAGAUUAGGGUUGAGUCAUAAAUUUAGUCUCUUUAAAUAUUAGAGGUUGGAUUGCGUAGUCCUGUGUCAGCAGGAGCCUUGUACACUGAAUUGGCCCUUCUAUAGAUGGUACUAUGAUAUGUUGUGGAUGAUUUUGAGAUUUUGCUAUUUGAUAAUAUUUGUGUUGUUGAUGAUCAUGCAACAUUUUGAUAUAUUGAUGUUGGAUGGUAUCUGUAUUUUAGAUUAAAUUGUGUCAUAAAUUGUAUUGUUGAUGUUUUGGUUUUGAUCCUUGCUACAUGAAAUUACUUGAAUUCUUAACAGUAUAAAAUUGUGGUUUAUAUUAGUGAUCCACUUUGUACUUACGGUGCCUUUUUCACCAUGAUAACCCUUUACCACUUCAUGCCUUACCAUAAUGUUGCAAAGAGAAAAGGUUGAAUUAGUUGCAAAAUAGGUUUCCACCCUUGAGAGAAAUCCAUAUAAAGCAGAUUGUUGUCAUCCCUGUUUUCCUGACUACAAUUGUUCUUUAGUGAUGAUCCAAGCAUUAACCUUCAUUCUGAGUGGACUCCCCUUAUAUUAUGAAAUUUGGCGGCAGGGAUAGUUUUUUUUAAUCAAAUUGGAAUUGGUUCCAACUUGAGAGUUAGGGCAAAUGUGGAGAUAUGAAGUUUUACAUCAACGUUAGGGUUGAAACUGUUUGGUAAUGUUUCAGAGCACAAAGUAGGAUAGGCCACAAAUUACAAGGAUACUGUAAGAAGUUUCUCUACAUUACUAUGAAUAUUGCUGGGCUUGAUCAAUAGUGAUAAGUACAAUGUUGUGUUGAAAGAGGACCACUACAUGAUAAAUAGGCACUUAGGCAAGCUAGGUUAGGCAAGAUUUAUGGUAUUUCGCCAAUUCCCUAUAUGAUCAUAUUGAUAUUGACAAGGCCAAUCCAGUUUCUCAGUCUUAAUAGCCGGAAGAAAAAGAUCAUUCAGAAUAAAACUGCCAAGCCUGUCACAGCUGAUUUUCUAGUUGAAAUAAGAAAAAGAAUAGGAAUAGAAGAAAAAGGAGGGAGAGGAAGAAAGUCAAGAUUUAAAUCUCAAAGUCUGUAGGUCUGGCAAUGAGCUUAAACGUGACACCUCACAUGCCUCAAAUGGACAUGUGCACUGCAGGUUGCCUUUAUAUGGCAUUAUUUGAAUGGUAUUAUUUGAAUUAUGAAAAUCAUGUUGGAGUUCAUGAGGUAAUUUUGAUUAGCUCUUUGUUGUAUUAAACUGCUAAAAUUAGAGACUCGUGAUGGCUUACUUGAUGAGGAUUAUAUUUUCAUUUUUUCUUUCUCCUAUAUUAAGAUGGCUCACCCUGCAUGUUUUCAACUGCUGUGUUAGCUAUGGUUCUUCCAUGAGCACUGCACUGGGAGUAGCAAUUUAGGAGAGUUUAAAGAUGGACAACAACGGAGAUGAGCAGCAGAACCAGGACUAUCUUUUUAAAAUUGUUAUGAUUGGUGACUCUGCAGUUGGAAAAUCAAAUUUGCUUGCGAGGUUUGCGCGGAAUGAAUUUUAUCCAAAUUCCAAGUCAACUAUAGGGGUUGAAUUCCAAACUCAGAAGAUGCAAAUUGAUGGGAAGGAAAUUAAAGCUCAGAUUUGGGAUACUGCUGGUCAGGAACGUUUCAGGGCCGUGACAUCUGCAUAUUACCGUGGUGCCGUAGGAGCUCUUGUGGUGUAUGAUAUCUGCAGACGUCAGACUUUUGACAGCAUCGGUCGUUGGCUGAAUGAGCUACAUACACACUCUGAUAUGAACGUCGUGAUCAUUUUGGUCGGCAACAAGACGGAUCUCAAGGAUGCAAGGGAAGUUGGUACAGCAGAGGGCAAGGCUCUGGCUGAAGCUCAAGGUCUCUUCUUCAUCGAAACAUCUGCACUGGACGACUCCAAUGUUGCAGCAGCCUUUCAGACCCUAGUGAAAGAGAUCUACCACAUCCUAAGCCGGAAAGUAUUCCAAUCUCAAGAACAGAAAAAAGAGCUGUCAUCGCUAGGUAGUGGGAACCCUGUGGUCUUACAGGGGGAUACAAAUGAUGGAGCCAGUACAUUUAGUUGCUGCUCUUCUUGAAACCAGUUGUAUUGCAUUAUACAGACUUUUCAAUCCAAAUUCACUUGAUUUCAUUUUUUUCCUUCAUUGUAUUGGGGGUAUAGGGGCAAAUUUCCUAGUAAUUGGUAUACUUGUGGAAUGGCUAUUGCCCAUUUGCUAUGUUGAUUUGUUGUCGACAUCCUUCUUAAUUAUGUAAAUUGAGUUAAGGUAAUGUGGAUUGGGCAUUUGCUGCUGCUCCA
Molecule: messenger RNA, 3993 nt
Organism: Musa acuminata subsp. malaccensis (wild Malaysian banana)
Lineage: Eukaryota; Viridiplantae; Streptophyta; Magnoliopsida; Zingiberales; Musaceae
Product: ras-related protein RABA5a
Biological process (GO): vesicle-mediated transport
Molecular function (GO): GTPase activity; GTP binding
Source: RefSeq, a predicted model, not a curated record